CGAGCAGAGGGAGUGAGAGGCCUUCCGGUUCCUCCGGCAGAUCAGCUGACUCUGAUGCUGCUGUCAGGAGACCUGAAGAACUGUGGUGAAUGGCAACUAUGAACAUUAUCAAGCCGUAGAAACAAACACACACACAGCGACGUUUUAACUGGCGACGGCCACAUUUUAAUACACAGUUCUUUCUAGUUGCACCAGUGCUGUAAUCAUGACAGAGUUUUGGCUGAUCUCUGCACCUGGAGAGAAGACCUGCCAGCAGACAUGGGACAAAAUGAUGGCAGCCACCACACGCACCCACAACCUCUCCGCCAACCACAAGUUCAACAUACCAGACCUCAAGGUUGGGACACUAGAUGUCCUGGUUGGACUGUCGGAUGAGCUGGCCAAAUUUGACUCAUUUGUUGAAAGUGUGGUGAAGAAGGUAGCUCAGUACAUGGCCGACGUGCUGGAGGACAGUCGAGACAAAGUACAGGAGAACCUGCUGGCCAAUGGAGUUGAUCUUGUCACCUACAUCACAAGAUUUCAGUGGGACAUGGCAAAAUAUCCCAUCAAACAGUCACUUAAAAACAUCUCUGAAAUCAUCUCAAAGCAAGUAUCCCAGAUUGACAAUGACCUGAAGACAAGAGCAUCUGCUUAUAACAACCUGAAGGGAAACCUGCAGAAUUUAGAAAGGAAGAAUGCGGGGAGCCUCCUGACCAGGAGUCUGGCCGACAUUGUCAAGAAGGAAGACUUUGUGCUUGACUCAGAGUACCUUAUCACUCUGGUGGUAGUUGUUCCAAAGACGGGAUACACUGACUGGCAGAAAACAUACGAAACACUCGCCGAGAUGGUGGUGCCUCGAUCCUCAAAUCUGCUAUUUGAGGACAACGACAGCGGCCUGUUUGGUGUCACUCUGUUUAGGAAAGCUAUGGAUGACUUCAAACACAAAGCCAGAGAGAACAAGUUCACAGUGAGAGACUUUCAGUACAAUGAAGAGGAGAUGAAGGCAGACAAAGAGGAGAUGACACGGCUCUCCACCGAUAAGAAGAAGCAGUUUGGGCCACUUGUUCGAUGGCUGAAAGUGAACUUCAGUGAAGCUUUCAUCGCGUGGAUCCACAUUAAAGCACUCAGGGUCUUUGUGGAAUCUGUUUUAAGAUACGGGCUGCCGGUGAACUUUCAGGCCAUGCUGCUGCAGCCCAGCAAGAAGACCAUGAAGAAGCUGCGGGAGGUGCUCAAUGAUCUGUACAAGCAUCUGGACAGCAGCGCAGCUGCUAUCAUUGAUACUGUGAUAGACAUCCCAGGCUUGAACUUGAGCCAGCAGGAGUAUUAUCCUUACGUCUACUACAAGAUCGACUGCAACCUGUUGGACUUCAAAGUUUAACAACUUGUCCCUUCUGGUACGAGCCUCCCCCUGCACCUCCCACUGUCCUAGCUGUCCCUCUCCUCACUGUCGCCUCUCCACGUCUACUGCUUGAAUGAAAACGCUGCAUGUUCAUUCCUCAUGGUGAAAAGGCUCAUCAACGAACUCCUAUCACUUUUACAACCAAGGGACAAAAAGACUUUUAAAUAUUGUUUUGUUUACAGCAUACUUUUCUUCACAAACCAGACACAUAUUUUUUUGAUGUUAAAAUAAAUAAGAAUUGGUCUUAUUGUACAUUUACUGUCUCAUUCCACAUGUUCUGGUGCGUGUUGAUAGCUGCAUCUUCUGUAUUGGUGUUUACAUAUGUGCAGUGAUAUCAUCGUACCCAUGGCAACCAGAUCUGUGUGGUUCUGAGGUUAUGGGUUGUUCCUGCAAACAUUGUGAAACGAAAUGUUAUACGUGUGUGUGUAUGUGUGUUGUUGUGUAUAUUUGCUGUCAAACAGAGAUCUAUAUCUGAGUACUGUGUAAGACAUUGAUUGAAUAAAUAUGAUUGUUGAUUAAAUCAUAUCAAAUAUG
Molecule: messenger RNA, 1912 nt
Organism: Hippoglossus stenolepis (Pacific halibut)
Lineage: Eukaryota; Metazoa; Chordata; Actinopteri; Pleuronectiformes; Pleuronectidae
Product: V-type proton ATPase subunit C 1-A
Exons: 13
Coding region: 206-1357 (383 amino acids)
Biological process (GO): proton transmembrane transport
Cellular component (GO): lysosomal membrane; vacuolar proton-transporting V-type ATPase, V1 domain
Molecular function (GO): proton-transporting ATPase activity, rotational mechanism
Source: RefSeq, a predicted model, not a curated record